Molecule: messenger RNA, 2813 nt
Organism: Patiria miniata (bat star)
Lineage: Eukaryota; Metazoa; Echinodermata; Asteroidea; Valvatida; Asterinidae
Exons: 1
Coding region: 430-2226 (598 amino acids)
Source: RefSeq, a predicted model, not a curated record
UCCCGGAAAUGGUAUCAGCCGGGAAAUAUGUCCCAUAAAUAGUACUAGUACACCACUGGGCUUACGCAGAUAGAACUGCUUCACUGUACAUACUACAGGAACCUGUAGUGAUGAUUAGAUCGUUGGUGGUAUUGCCAUACUGAAUACUGGAAAGACAUCUCUCGCCGCCUUCUGCGUGCUCAUGAACUCAGGAUUACUCUAACAAGCCUGGAGCCGUUGGUGACGUUCUUACGAAAGUAAUGCGUAAUGUGGGGAGUGUUCAAAGUCAACUGCCGGGCGGAUGUAACUAGCCUCCAUGCCAAUGGACACUGGUUGUUUCACACCUUGCCCCAGCGAACUAACAUCCGACUAAAUUUACUCUGGAAAGCACAGUGAAAUUUAGAUGGAAACAACCAAGGGCCUGCAAUUUUGAGCCUGAUUGUCGACUGCAUGAACACUCCAAGAUUUCAAACCACCAACAUGCAUCGACGUGUCGGUGAACUUGGUACUGGAUUAACCAUGUUGUCUGUGGUUAUCUUGGUCGCCUUAUGCACGGCAAUCGAAGCCGAAUUCGUAAGAAACCCUGAGAGUGUGACAGUGAAUGAAGGAGACAAUGUUACUUUGACCUGCGAAGAGUCAAGCCGCUAUGAUGCUCAAUCUUCGUGCCCUAAUUAUUUUUACUACUGGAUGAGGAAUACUCAAACUGCUUCGGAGGAAUACCUCACAAACUGUAUCUCAGUUACUGUUUACAUUGAUCGAAUGACAGUUACGAAAUAUGAUGGACUUUACACUCUCGAAAUUCAAGACGUACGCCCCGAAGAUAGUGGCGACUACUAUUGUUACAUAUAUUACGGUGGGCCUUUUUACUACUAUUCAGACACUGGCCUUUUAACAGUUAACACACUACCAAGGAACCCUCCUUCGUGUGAAAUUCUUCCCAGAGCGCCCUCUGUUGGGAUGACUGUUGAACUAAGAUGCCAACUCUCAUCGAAGGAUCCGCCAAGUCCACUGACUUGGUUCGAGUCCAAGUCCGGUCAAAUAGUCCCACCAGAGCCGACGGGUCCAACCAAUCCGGGAAAGUACUCCACCGUGAAUCUUCAGAUUACCGAGAGAGAUAACAACAAGGAGUUUACCUGCGUAGCUGGCCACGAUCUGGACAAAGGACCCCGGUGCGCCAUAACCCCGCUACAGGUACCCACAAUUGUCUCCAUCUUCCCCAUUCCUUCACUGACCGUAUCUGAAGGAGAGGUAGCGUUAUUCAGGUGCGAAUCCGAGUCCAUCCCAGCAGCUGAGGAAUACAGAUGGCGCUUGCGCAGAGACAACGACUCGGAGGUAAAGGUCAAUAUGAACACUUUGCCGUCGCAGGGAGAAACAUAUCGGCUGAGUGCUAAUGGACAAGACUUGCAGAUUUCGGGCGUGACAGUGUCUAACUUCAACAACACCAUGGUAAGGUGCAUUGCAAUCAACUCAUUGGGGCCAGAGAGCAGCAGUGAAAGUUUGCUCAUCGUUGUCGCCAUGGAAACAACCACAAAAGGUGAACCAACAACUACAGCUAGCAAGGGACGAACCGACAUCAGUUCCGGUGGAGCUGGCACUAGUACCGGCAUCAUCGUUGGGGGCGUUCUCGGGGUGAUACUUUUAUUGGUACUAAUCGCCGUCCUUGGGCUGUACAUAGCCAGGAACAGACACAAGCCACAGUUUGUAGGGGCUCGGUUCCAAAACUCACCAGGCCACGAGAGGGUUGGUAUGUCGGUGGUACAGGCGUCUCCAACGUACGAAGAGCUACCACAAGACACCAACUGCCACAAUGGCCAGCUAGACAGGAGCUGGUCAUUGGAUGACACGGCGCAUGCGCAGUCACAUCUGUACGCCAGCCCAGACGAGGCUAGGCGGGAGAAGGCUCGAUCUGAUGUCUCUGCAUCGCCUACCUACGCCAAUAGCUCAGGCUACGCUAACCUGCCACGUAGUCACAGCCAAGAGAAGAGAGUCUCCAACAGUCACUCACCUUACGCCGUGCCAGACAAGCGGGAUAAAUCUCGACCAGAUCCGGUCGGGUCGGAGGUGACCGAGGCUGAACCGUUGGACGACCCAAAGCUUAAGAACGUGGAGGGGCUUGUCUACGCUGAUUUGGAUCUUCAGCGCCCUCAAGCAGCUAAUAAAGAGAACGAGCAACCGGACAAUCCCAUCAAUUACGCCUCUAUCCGUGGCGACAUGGCGGAAAUUAGGGGUUUGCUUAGCAGAAAAUAGACCGUUUGUAUUAAGCACAUUCCUUGCAGUGCUCAUAUAAAUUCAACAUUUUGAUUAAUAGUUCUGUAUGGUCAAGCCCUCUAAGAAAUGUCUAUCAAUUGUAUUGUUAGAUAAGUUGCCUGAAGGGAUUGGUCCCAUUCACCAAUACACUCUACUAUGAAUUUCUGUUUAUGUUAAACAAACUAAUUUGCUGGAGUAAUCCAAUUGAUGUAUAUAACGAAGAAGAUGGUAAUAGACGUGUGUCUUUUUGUAACUGUUGUAAUGUAUUUUACAGCUGAUUCGGCGAAAGGGGUUAAUUUUGUAGGCCUAAGGGACUAUUUACUCAGCCAGCUGAAGAAAAGUGACCGAAAGAAGGACAUGUUGGAAAUCUACUUUCUGUGCCUAAAGUGAUUUUAAGUGAAAUUAAUACGUAUACAUUCUAGCAGCUUCUUUGUUAUUUUGUCUUGGGCCCUGGAAUGACUUAAAGUGUCCAUGUAAUGUACUUUUUGUAAUGCUGUCCUCGAACAUUUACCUUUGUGUCCAAUUUAACCUAAUUUUAAAUUUUUGUUUUGCUAUUGGACAGAGUAUUUUGGUACCUUUUUGGUUUU